Messenger RNA from Nematolebias whitei (Rio pearlfish), 4423 nucleotides. Its product is annotated as clustered mitochondria protein homolog. The transcript has 28 exons. Lineage: Eukaryota; Metazoa; Chordata; Actinopteri; Cyprinodontiformes; Rivulidae. Gene Ontology annotation, biological process: intracellular distribution of mitochondria. Gene Ontology annotation, cellular component: cytoplasm. The record is from RefSeq and is a predicted model, not a curated record. Gene Ontology annotation, molecular function: protein binding; mRNA binding. Bases 156 to 4256 code for a protein of 1366 amino acids.
GGAGUCACAGCUCUGAGCAGUCAGUGGUUUACUUUGUCUUACUGCUGGGCCUCUAAACAGUCCAGCCACACACCUCCACCCCUCUUUUUUCCUCUCUGCUCCAGCAGUUUGAGGCAAGACUUGGUAAAGCCAGCUCAAGAAGUAAACUCACAGCCAUGAAGGACAAAGUGAGGAGAGGAGGAGGAAGAAAUCAAGUUAAAACUGAGGCAGUCGUCGUGCCCGGUGGAGAUGAUGCUGUGAGUAAGCAAGAUGAAAGCACUUCAUUUCCUGUGAAGAUCCAGGGAGCAGGAGUGGAGCCAUUUGAACUGCAGGUUCAUGGUUUUUGGCUUGUUCAAGAUGCACUAGUCACCCUGCUUUCGAGGAAUGAGGUGUGUCCACGCUCAAACCUGUCUUUAGCACUAGCUGGUUCAACUUUGGAUGCCCAUGCUGAUCUGCAAAGCCUCAAGGGCCUCAAAGCAGGAGCCAUCAUUCGCCUGGUGGAAGAGCCUUACACGUCCAACUCAGCAAGGCUCCACCUGGCUCGUGUCAUGGAGCUGCUGAGAGCGUCCGGACCUCAGGACGCACUGAGAGAAGGACGGUCACCGAGCAUACUGGAGACCCUCACACACACACAAACACCUGAGCAUAGUUUAUCAAAUGGAAAGAGCCUGAAGCGCUCUUUAAGUAAUGCAAAAGCAGAAUCGACCAACCAGGACGAAUCUCCACCUGAGUACCUCCUCCCCAGUUCGUCAGAGAGACCCCUCAUGGCCCUGCUGCCACACAGUUCUCAACCAGAGGCUCACAGUUACCUGAAGGACUUGGCUCUCAGCUGCUGGAACCCUCCUCCAGGACACAGGAAGCUGCAGGGGGACUUCUUGUACAUCACUGUGGUGACGGCAGAGGGACGACGCUGUGACAUCACAUCCUGUCCUAAAGGGUUCUUCCUCAACAGGUCUACAGAAGAUGCAUUUGAUCCUCGUCCUGCUCAGUCUUCGCCUGUUUGUCACUGUUUCACUGACUUGCUGUGUCACAUCAGCCCUGCAUUCAAACAAACCUUCACCACACUCAAAAACAGGCCACCCCAGCCACCAGUGGAGGUGGUGCCCACUCCCUACUACACAAUGAGCUGGCUUGGACCUUCUUGCUCUUCUCGUGCUCAUAAAAACACCUUCAGUAGAUUGGGGGUGGAGGAACAGGCAGCAGCACAGGCUCCAGACUGGAAUGAAGAGCUACAAGCAGCACGAGAUCUUCCACAAGGAAGUCUGGAGGAGAGGCUGCAGAGAGACAAAACUCUGCUACAAGUAAACAGUGCAUUUGUGAGAGCUGCCAUGCAGGGGGCAGAGACUGUGAUAGAUGGAUUUGUUGAGUCAGUGAAUGGAAAUCCUGAGGACCCUGCUUUCCUAUGGGGUGGCUUGUUCAUGAGCCAGGGGGCCACGAGUGCAGUGUUUGGUGGCGAGAGGGGUCGCAGAGCAGCUCAGCGAUUGGAGCUUAAAGGUGUUCAGGCUUACAGUGACUUGGAGGGGUUGCAGGGGCUGCACACUCUACCUACGGCCAUUGUAGACUACAGAGGGGUGCGCCUGUCUGCUCAGGGUCUGGCUCCUGGUUUAGAGGGCUCAGAGCCAGACCAAGAGGCUUCUCCUGCAUCGAGAGGUUUGCUCUACGGGGUGAACGCAGGGCCCCAAGAGUCCCCCCAGCGCCGACAGCUGCUGUCGUUCUUGGCUCACUCCGCUAAAUCUCUUUCGAUUCAGAGACAUGUUGUUGUGGGACCCAACAGUCACCAGGUCCCACUGUUCACCUCAGUGGAUGCUCAGGGGCUGCUGGGGGCUGACAGGAGGUUCUACUUACUCGAUGUGUUCAGGACCUUCCCAGCUGAUGCCAACUUUUGUCCAGAAGAGGAGACACAAAUUCAACAGCCAACAACUGAAAAAGAAGAGAGUAGUAAAAGCAGUAAAGAAGAAGAGGAGAAGGAGGAGGAGGAGGAGAAGAGUUGUGAUAAAGAAGGCUGGCCAGAGAAUUAUAAAACCACCUCUGGACUUCCAAAAAUUUUUCCUCACAGACUCUGUAGGCUGAGGCCAGAGCUGGUGCAGGCUUUCAUUCAGCAUAAACACUGCUUGUUCACCCAGCGUGUCAGGGAGAAGUUGAAUGAAAAUGGAGGUUUUGAAGAAUGUGCAACAGCCAAUGACUCUCGGGCAACGGAUGCAGUGCGAGCUGCGUGUAAAGAAGUGGGAUCAAUUAGCGACAUUAUCUUUGAGAUGCGAUUCAACCCAAAUGUUUUCUCUCCAGGGAUACGUUUUCCUCCCAGUGAAAGUGCAACAACAGAGCUGCAGGAGAGGUUACUGAGAGAAGCUGCAGCUUUCAUUGUCACACACCAGAUACCGGCCUUUUUGAAAGGUUGCCAACAGAGCAAUGAGGUGCCAAUGGACGGAGCUUCUCUAAAACAGUCACUGCACAUAAGAGGCAUCAACCUGCGGUACCUGGGGCACAUUGUCAAAGCUAUUUCCCAAUCAGAACACAAGGAGCGCCUGAGGCAUAUAUUGAGAUCAGUGAUGGGUGAAAUUUUUGUCCGCUCAACAAAACGAGUGUUCAACAAUUUCCUCCAGGGUGUAGACGUGCCGAGUCUCGCUGCAGCCAUCAGCCAUUUCCUCGACUGCUUGUUGGUUCCCCACUUCACUCCCUCUCCUGUGGGGGAGGAGACUAAGAAAAAGUCAAGACGGCGAGGUCGCAGCACCGGGACAUCUGAGAACAUGCCCUGGAGCAUGCUCACGGGAGCUGAGCUGUGGAAUCUGGUCUGCCAAGAUGCUGUUGAAACUUAUGACAUCUCCGACGGUCUUGGCUCUGGUCCAAACUACCUGGUGGAGCAUUACGGUCUUCAAAAAGUCUCUCUGCUCAGAGAAUUCUGCAUAAAGACGGGAGUGCAGUUGAGACUGAGAGACUACUUCUUUGACAACCAAAACAAAGCCCCCAUCAGUCCAGAUGACAUCCUCAACAUCUUCCCUGUGGUGAAACACAUUCACAUGCCCAUUGUGGAUGCUUCAAAAGCAUAUCGUGCUGCACAGAACUCCAUUCAGAAAGGUCUGCUGGAUCAGGCCCAUGAACAACUGAAGGAGGCAGCCUACCUGUUUGGCAGAGUGUGCGAUGAUCUGCACCCUGAAGCGUGUUAUUGCCACAGCCUGCUGGCUAAAGUGACCUAUCUGCAGGGGAAGACAGCUGAGGCCCGCAGUGUACAGCUGAAAACAGUGGUCAUCAGUGAAAGGGUGCUUGGCUUUGACCAUCCCAACACUAUUCAGCAAUAUGCCCUCCUGGCUGUGUAUGCGUAUGCUGGAGGGGAGACUGCCCUGGCUCAGAAGUGUCUUCUCAGAGCUCGCCUGCUGAUGCUGACAGUCCACGGAGAAGACCACCCGUACACUGCAACACUAGACAGCUGCCUCGGUCUGGUGCUGGCAGAUCAGACGGGACAAUUUUUAAAGAAUGCUCUGAGACUGAACACUUCCUUCUUUGGAGCUACAGAUCUACAAACUGCUCUCAGUCAGCACCUGUUGUCCCAGUGGAUGUGCAGUAAGGGUGACUACAGAGGUGCCAUGACACACGAGAAAGAGGCUCUGUCUGCUUUCACCUCACUGUUCGGGGAGGAUCACCCUCAGACUCACUGCAGCAAAGAGUUCCUGAGCACCAUAACCAAGCAGGCGGUGAAAGUAGAACGCUCUCUCAGACAGGCAGGAGCUGAGUCCACUGAGCAAAUCAUAGAGUGUCUAAGCCCAACAUCUGACGCCAUUCUGGAGCAGAUGGUUCUGGUAACAGGGAUCAGGAGGAUUACACGCAGCGACAGGUUCGAGGAGUAUAAACAGAAACACUUGGAGCGAAAGCUUGCAGCAGCAAGAGAACUGGGAAUCAAACUUCCAUUCGAGCUUCCCGUCUCAGAUGUGGGGUGUGGGAAGGAAGCAGAGGACGGAGGAAACAAGGCCGAGGAGAAAAACAGUGAGAGUCAACAGGAGCAGCAGGAGGAAGUCACAUCUACUGGGAGUGCUGGAAGUGUGUUAGCUAAUGGUCACGCGAUAGAGAAAACUGAUGAGAACAGUGAUAGAAAAGGGACAGGUCCUGGUCAGAUUAAGUCAGCCUCGGGGGACGCAAACAAAGAUGUGGACGGCUUAGCCAGCCCAUCAGUCCUUAAAAGUACACUGACCUGGGCAGAUGUUGUUUCGAAGCCAAGUAAUGGAACAGGAAGUAAAGCAGUAAAUGGAGUAGAUAGUGCCGCUGCCAGUGGUGCAGCUGAGGAGUGAAAACGCUGCACACAGUGGCUUGUUAACGAGUUUUUCUAAAGUCUAUGCUGUAAGAUGAAACUUUUCCAGGAUUUAAAAAGCAAAGUGAUUCAAAGAAGAGAAAGACAGCUUUAAGAGGAUGCGUAUUACUUUACUGUAUGUUGUAAUGUUUUGCUGUGAGAAGGUGG